Molecule: messenger RNA, 627 nt
Organism: Brassica oleracea var. oleracea
Lineage: Eukaryota; Viridiplantae; Streptophyta; Magnoliopsida; Brassicales; Brassicaceae
Product: sec-independent protein translocase protein TATA, chloroplastic-like
Exons: 2
Coding region: 60-488 (142 amino acids)
Biological process (GO): protein transport by the Tat complex
Cellular component (GO): membrane
Source: RefSeq, a predicted model, not a curated record
AACAGAUAAGCAUUUAGAACCGGUAGAAAAAAAGAAAAAAAAAAUAGUUUAGAGCAGUAAUGGCGACAUCUGUUGCGACUCUAUCUUCUCCUCCACCAGUUUCUCUGCCUCUCUCGUCAUCUCGCUCUUCCUUAUUCUCCAACUGCUUCACAGUAACGACCCGACCAAAGACCCGUUCUCUGGUGGCCCGAAUCCGACCGGAGCAGAGGAGAAAGGCACUCACUUGCAAUGCCCUGUUUGGUCUCGGUGUCCCUGAGCUUGCCGUGAUUGCUGGCGUCGCUGCGUUGCUUUUCGGACCCAAGAAGCUUCCUGAGAUUGGUAAAAGUAUUGGCAAGACCGUCAAAAGCUUUCAACAGGCUGCAAAGGAGUUUGAGUCUGAGCUUAAGACGGAGCCUGAAGAUUCUGUUGCUGGCUCAUCUCCGGUGGCAAUGAGCAACAAGGCAGAGGAGAAAACUGAGGUUUUGUCAAGCUCCAAGGAGAAUGUAUGAAGAAUGAUGAGGCUUUAGGAUUUGCUUUUUUUUUCAUGUAGCUACAACGGUUUAUGAAAUGAUUUUAGAUCAAAUACACUCUUGUUGAAGGAAGCAGAGUAGUCUUCCUGUAAGAAUUGGCUCCAUGGUGGUGUUUGAA